AUGUUGCAUCGCUGUCGUUUGCUUUGGACGGCGGAUUACCGUACUUCUUCAAAGAUUGCAGAUGAAUUUAAUAAUGUUCUUAACCGUAGUGGUUGGGGAUUUGAUCACGUUGCCAUUGAUGUAGGUACACUUGCUGGAGCUGCCGGUCGAUUGACACGUGAUCUCAUUGGACAUGAACGUGACACAGAGACUGUUAAGGUGUUACAUCGACAAAUUACGAAUGUCAUUCUUCGCCGCAUUCAACCAAAAAAAUCUCUUGCUAUUUUCCUUGAUGGUAGUGAACCACUUUGGAAGGUACGGCAUAUGCGAUUGUAUCCGGGAAAAAAGUUUGAAGGAAAAUUCUACCGAAGCGCUGCUUCUCCAAUGGUUUACCUUCUAGAAGAUAAAUUGCGGCAAGUGGCAGUUGAUUUGCGAACACCACCGAAGGAGUUUAUCAUUAGUGGGGCUGCAGUACCUGGACCAGUUGAAGGUAAAAUGUCAGCGUGGAUGCUUGAUCUCGCCACACGUGCUUUACCAGAUGGUGCUAUCUCGUCUGAUCCUUCUUCUCCAAUGAAAGGAGUCCCAGAGGUUACAGUUAAUGAUACUAUUUGUUUAGUUGGUGGUACGGAUUUGUUUUUAUCUGCUUUGGGAGCGACACCAUUUCAUAAUAUAACGACUGUUACACUACAACAAGGUGAAAUGAAAUCUCUUUCUCUGAGUGAAUCUCUUGAGUGGCUUUCUAUGGAUCAUUUGCUGAAGUCGGAGACAGCUACUAAUAAUGGUGAACAAGAUACAUCACGACAUGAUUUACAAAAACGACUUGCAUCUGUUCGAACCGAUGUUGUAUUAUUAUAUCUCUUGGCAAAUGGUAUCAGCGCUACGGAUCUUAGCGGUCUUGGAGUAAAUUUUAAAGACCUUAUGGAAGCUUAUACUGCUGAAGAAUCUGCUAAUGUCGAUGGGGCAAACCUUUUUGAUGAAACAUCUAAUGAUUCUUCUUUAUUACUUCGACCUGAUAUUUUGGAGCGUGUACUCACUCGAGCUACACGAAGAACAGGAACAUCACCGCGACCUUGUUGUCAAUCUGCAGAUUAUCUUGAAAUUCUUCUACAAAGUCACGCUAUGAUUUGUAGUGGGGGAAUUAAAAAUUAUCGUUGGACACCUGAUGAUAAUGAUAAUGUGCCAGAAAAAACCCCUAAAAUUCCUAUUGAACGUUUUAUAGGUCACUUAAAGCACCUUUCUGGUGUAGGAAAAGAAACUGUAACAUCAGAUAAUGAUGGUAAAAAUCCUUCUCAAUCUAAAGUUAAUGGAGUAAAGGCAUCAGUAGAUUGGACUUUUGCUCUCACUGGGUUAGAAACACUGCUUGUAAGUGCCCCUAAAGCAGAGAUGAUUGAACAAAUAAUUCCACUAUUUACAAAAGGUCAUGCUUUACCAAGUGGUAUUGCUGAAGAUAUUGUAAGUAAAAAGAAUAUUAUGGAAGCUAUACAAAAAGCUCGUGAUGUCCUUCAAGUAGUUAGAGAUAGUAGUACAAAUGAAGAAGGAAAUACAAUAUCUAAAGAGCAUCCCGCUCUUAAUCAUUUACCAUCACAUUACUUUGUGUAUACACCUGGUUCACGUGGACCACCGAUGCGGUGGACCUAUCAAAGUGUAAACUUAGGUAUUCGUGCUGCUGCACUUGGUGUUCGUUAUCUCACCGGUGCAGGAACAUCAAAGGCAACUUCACGUAUAUUAGAUGAGACUGGAAUAAAUACAAAAAAUACGCUUUUUGUUUAUAAUACAGAGAAAAAUGGGGUUUGGCAUGAGACUCCAUGUGAAAAGAUAAACCCAUCAUCCUCAAUGGAAGAACUUUCUACAUUACGUGUGGUGACGUGGAAUGUACAGUUCAGUCGUCAUAGUGGCGAACGAACCCCGUUAGGUCGUCAAGGAAUUGAUUGGUGUACGGCAACGCGUUAUGUGGCACUUGCUAAGACAUUAGAGUCACUUGAUGCUGAUGUAAUUGGAAUGCAAGAGGUGGAACCGGCAUGGUGGAAGUAUCUCUCUGAGCAACCAUGGGUACGAGAACGUUAUGCAUUAUCAUGUGGAGAAGAGAGUCACGCAAUUCGUCCAUGGGGUGUUUUGUUACUUGUUAAACGUCAUCUUAGUGUAAUGGCCACUCAGCAUGCAAAUGUUCCUGCUUUUACGGGUCAUACAAGUGUGAUGCCGGAAAUAACUAUAUCGGUUUCUAAGAAUGUUCCAGUUACAAUUGGGUCACUUCAUCUUCUUGCCCCAUAUAAUCAAAAUAAUAUUAAUAAUAGAACAACACAACUGGAAAAUUUAACUAAACGUAUGCGUACUCGUCCUUUUAUUGGAGGAUUAGCGACAGGUACAAUCGUUAUGGGUGACUUUAAUGAUUGUGCAACGAAUUAUUUUACAUUUCCUCCUGAAAUGGGUUUUAAAGAUGCUUGGUCAUUGCUGCAUUCAGAUGAUAAAGGUACAGAGGGAUAUACCAUUAACGGAGAUCGUAACCCCUACGCAGCGCAAAUUAUUGAACGUGAAUUUUUUGGUCGAGCAGAUCGUGUUCUUUUCGCCUCACGUCAUUUACAACCGAUUCACACAGAACUUGUGGGUACCACGUCUGUUCGUUCCCUUGGUGUCACAAAACAAGUUGAUAACAAUAAUGAUGUUCCAGAGUACUUGUAUCCAUCAGAUCACUUUGGUCUCUUAGUUGAGUUUCAGGUGGUGUAA
Molecule: messenger RNA, 2700 nt
Organism: Trypanosoma theileri
Lineage: Eukaryota; Euglenozoa; Kinetoplastea; Trypanosomatida; Trypanosomatidae
Product: MP99 protein
Exons: 1
Coding region: 1-2700 (899 amino acids)
Biological process (GO): double-strand break repair
Cellular component (GO): cytoplasm; PML body
Molecular function (GO): single-stranded DNA binding; 5'-tyrosyl-DNA phosphodiesterase activity
Source: RefSeq, a predicted model, not a curated record